ACCAUAUAUGCUUGCUUGUGCGGCUCUCCCUUUAUCUAUUAUUUUCCCAGCUAGAGCUAAUAGCAUUUCUAUCCUUCUUACAGCAAAGGCGCGAUGGACUCCUCCGAGAAGGCCAAAGGAAAGGAGAAGGUGGAGACCACGGAAGCGAGCGAAACCAUAAUUGCUGUUGAAGGGGAGGGUAACUCCCGUGCAGCAGGCGGCCUUUCCCCUGGCGAUAUCCUAGCAACGGACGUUUGGGCCGAAACAAUGCUGGAUAAAAUCAAAGUCCUUCAGAAAAGACCUAGUUACACUGCAUCCAAAAGCAUCAGCACAGCUCCUGCAAGCACUGAGGACCGUGACAAGAAGCUUUACGAGCCAAGGGCGGUGGCCAUCGGCCCCUACCACCGGAAGAUGGAGAAUAAUUAUUUCAGAAUCACAGAUGAACACAAACUGUGGUGUGUGCAAGAAGUGAUCGGCUUUCACCCAAAAAAAGAAGAAGAAGAAGAAGUGAUCGGCGACAGUUACAAACGAGACCUCGGUAAAUUCCUCGGUAAGAUGAAGGAGAGGAAAGAAGAUGCUUUGGAUUUUUAUCGUGAGUGUUAUGGGAAAGACUAUAACUUCGGCAUGGAUUCCCAAAGUUUUUUGGAGAUGUUAAUGCUUGAUAGCUGCUUCAUCUUGUUUGCGCUUUCAUUUAAUUAUGGUCUUGCCAAGGUAGUCCCUAUGCUGGUGGGCUUACCCGCUCUACCAUGGGCACAACGUGAUAUAGUGCGGGCAUCGGAGCUUGUCAAGACUGACUUGCUGUUGCUCAACAACCAAAUCCCUUUCUUUAUCCUUGAGGAUGUUUUCAAGAUGAAAAAUGAUAUUUGCCCAAAAGAAAAGAAGCGAAAUGGAGGCAAUGAAGGCAACGGUUCAAUCAGAAAAGAUGCUCUCGAUUUUUUUGAUUUUCUCGAUUUAGGAAGGAACAGUUCGAAAGACCCAGAAAAAGGGAAGGUUGAUCAUCUGCUUGAUUUGUACCACAUGUAUUUGGAGCCACCGGUGCAUCCUGGUGGAAGCUUGCUUGGAGAUAUUCUUCCAUUUAUCGAUCCACUGCGAUCUCUCCCCAGCGCAACGGAGCUCCAACGAAAGUCUGCGGUGAAUUUUAAGGUGAAAGAAAUGGAGCCAGAAAUUGUACUCGACGUAACGACGCGCAAAUCUGGAGAUAUCCAGAUGCCGGCAUUGCGCGUCGAGGACCAUACCAAUAUUCUCCUCCAUAAUCUAAUCAGCUUUGAGCAGCCUCUUGGCACCCUGGACUCGUACGUCACAGCCUACGUCGCAUUCUUGGAUCACAUCGUGCAGAGAGAAGAAGACGUGGAGCUGCUUGAAAAUAGUGGGGUGUUGGAGCACAGAUUGACCAGCUCUGCGGAGGUGGUCGCUCUCUUCAGGCAAUUACAUUAUGUGAUCGAUCAUUAUAAGACGCCGGGUUACUUGGCUAAGGUAUACCAGGAGGUGAAUCGUUGUUGCGACAGCAAGUGGCGCCAAAUGUAUGCCGAUGCGAAGCAACGUUAUUGCUCCAAUGUAUGGCUGAGCAUCUCGUUUGUUGCCGGUAUCGCUCUGUCAGUUCUCACCCUCAUCGAGACCAUCUGCGCCAUCAUCGGCUACUAUGAAAAAUUGAAUGGCACCGCUGCUAUCUAG
This is a messenger RNA of Phoenix dactylifera (date palm), 1650 nucleotides long. Lineage: Eukaryota; Viridiplantae; Streptophyta; Magnoliopsida; Arecales; Arecaceae. The record is from RefSeq and is a predicted model, not a curated record.